CUUUAUAGAAUUUAGACAUUGCGUGAGCAGAGUGUUGUGGUGUAAAUGUGUUUCAGCACCCUUGAGAAUGGACGGCUUUUUACGCUCUCUGAUCUUCAGCCUCUUGGUGGCCAGCGUCUUGUGUAUAUGGCAUGACGAUGCCAUCACCAUCGAGGCUGCGACGCCCAACAGAAAUCCUAAGCAAAUCUUCGUGAGGACCCCGGUGGUAGCCGCAUACCAACCUCUCCUCUUCAAUCAAUUCCCGGUAUCCGCGCAGGUCACGGCUGGACCAUGUUUCACCAGCAAAGCCGUCUUAGGAAGAUGCAUGUCUUUCAGAGAUUGUUACCCUUAUUUCAAGCUACCGGAACUGAGUAAUUGGGAUGCUUGGAUUUUGGGAAUGUACGACACAUGCAGUUUCUACACGGAACAGGGACGACAGAUGUUUGGAGUAUGUUGCGUGAACCCUCAAACAGCAAAACCUGCAGAAGAGACGGAACCUCCAGAAACUACCGAAGAGGAGAACUCGAUCAACCCAAAUGCGGAAGGCGGAAAGAGGCCCAAUUACAACGAAAUAUCCAAUUGGCCUCCACCGGUUCCCACGCAUCCUCCAAAUCACACUAUUCCACCAUUACCGACGCACCCUCCAUCCCCAGGUUUCCCAGGUAUUAUCCCGACCACCGAAUCCGGAUUCUCGCAGUCCUGGCCCGCCAAACCCAAACCUCCUCGUCCUACAUCCAAACCAUCCAUGAAACCAUCCUCUAAACCAACUUAUAAACCUCCAACUACAACACAGCCAUUUGACGCUUCGUGCGGAACUAAAAAUGGUUACCAAGAUCAAGAGAGGAUCGUCGGAGGACAUAACGCCGACAUCGGGGAAUGGCCUUGGAUCGCAGCACUCUUCAAUGGAGGAAGGCAGUUUUGCGGAGGUUCCCUCAUCGAUGACAUCCACAUCUUAUCCGCCGCUCAUUGCGUAGCCCACAUGAGUUCCUGGGAUGUGGCAAGAUUGACUGUAAGAUUAGGCGACCACAACAUCAAGACUAACAGCGAAGUCAGACAUAUCGAGAAGAAAGUCAAAAGGGUCGUCCGGCAUCGGGGCUUCGAUCCUCGCACACUGUAUAACGACAUUGCGAUUUUAACGUUGGACAGUCCGGUGCAAUUUUCGAAACAGGUUCGACCAAUUUGCCUGCCAACCUACGGGUCCAAAUACGAAGGGCAGACGGCUACCGUCAUUGGAUGGGGCAGUCUUAGAGAGAGUGGGCCGCAGCCUGCUGUCUUGCAGGAGGUCAACAUUCCGAUUUGGACUAACUCCGAGUGCCGUCAGAAAUAUGGACCUGCCGCACCUGGGGGCAUCGUUGAUCACAUGAUCUGCGCUGGACAAGCUAGCAGAGAUUCUUGCAGUGGUGACAGUGGUGGUCCAUUGAUGGUCAACGAUGGAAAAUGGACGCAGGUCGGCGUCGUUUCUUGGGGCAUAGGUUGCGGAAAAGGACAAUAUCCUGGAGUAUAUACGAGGGUGGAGAAAUUCUUGCCUUGGAUCAACAAGAACCUCAAAUAAACGGACAUUAUUUAUUAGAAGUCGCCCCUUUUAGGUUAUUUUAAUGUUUUCUAUUUUUUUUUGUAUGUGCGUAUGUUGUCUUCGCACCUCUUCUUCCUUUUUCCCGCGCUAUUUAGCAGUUAAAUGAAUUAUCGGAAUUUAUUUCCCCGUAGAUGUCUGCCCCUUAGAAUGUGUUAAUUGCUGCUGUAAUUUUAGAAAGAAAGGGGCGUACACAGAACACAAAACAUA
Nicrophorus vespilloides is the source of this 1759-nucleotide messenger RNA. RefSeq names its product proclotting enzyme-like. Gene Ontology annotation, biological process: proteolysis. Lineage: Eukaryota; Metazoa; Arthropoda; Insecta; Coleoptera; Silphidae. Gene Ontology annotation, molecular function: serine-type endopeptidase activity. The coding region runs from base 68 to 1531 and encodes 487 amino acids. The transcript is spliced from 7 exons. The record is from RefSeq and is a predicted model, not a curated record.